AUGGCUAAGCCGGCUAAGCCUGCGACCUCCUCGGGCAAGUUUGCUGCAAAAGCAGUGAAGAGGGAGCCCAAGGCCGCUGCCAAGGGGACGGCCAAGGCGCCCACACCCAAGUCGCAAGCAGUGAAGACCGAGCCAACAGAAGCAGUGGGCAAGAUCGGCAUGGAGAGAGGCCAGCUGUCGGGACUGCUGGCCUCGCUGUCCUACCAGUGCAAGGCCAAGAAAGCCACCCCCGAGCACAGAGCAGCAGCAGCGAAGAUCCUCAGCGACUACAAGGCAGCAGACGUGAGUGGCAAGAGCAAGAUCUUGGAGAAGCUUGUGCAGAGUGGCAUGCACUGCUUGGACUGGGCCAACGAGCUGACGAAGAACACGGAGGUUCAACACGAGGAAGCGAAUGAGUUUGUGAAAGGCUUCAUGACCCGGUCCAAAAUCCUGGAGCUCAAUGGCCUGAACGAAAGCAACCUUUCAGAGCAGGUGGCAGCCGACACCUUGCAGGACCUCCUGAGAGAGUCCGAGGAAAGGUUCAAGCACACCAGGCAAGAGCAGCCGCACAAGAACAAACUCCUGCAUCGCUACUUCUACAAGAUGCAGAAGGAGAGCACAGAGAGAGACUCUGCCACCGACACGACUCGGCACAGUCAGACGGGAACCAUGGAUGGUGAAUUGGGCUCGUUGAUGGAUGCCUUCGGCAGUGGUGCCACUUCCAGCAUUGAGGUGGACAUGAAGGGUGCCUUCAACAAGAACGUCCUGCUGCUUAAGCAGUACAAGCCGAAGCUCAACAAGCUGCACCAGGAAGGCCUCGAUAUCUCCAGUAUUCUGCUCAGUCUGUCCCCGGAGAUGUACUCCCAGAUCUGCCAGGACAUCGACAAGAAGAUGCAGACCCUGGAGGAAUUCAGCACAAAGCUGAGACAAAGCACGGCUACCAUGAACCGUGUGGAUCCGGCGGACAGCAGUGUGGACCUCGAGAAGCUGGUGAAGACCACAGGUGACUUGAUCACCGAGUGCGAACAGCACCAGAACGUGGUCGCAGGCUUUCUGAAGCAGUGGAAAUUGGGAAUGGUCGUCCAACAACCAGCAAGAGGCUCAAGCACCGUAGGCAGUCAAGAGCCUAGCACCUACUUUGAAGCAAUGAAUGAAGCCGGAGCGCAACCACAUGAAAAAGCCACGCGAGUGCAAAUGAUUUCCUCAUCAGUUUCAGUGGAAUAUCACCCGGACGAUCAAAUCUUCUUGGUACAUCGUCUCCCUGAUGGUUCAGAGAAACGGGAACUCACCACGUCCAUGAUUGUUGAUGCGAUGUUCGAGGUUAAGAAACGCGCUGCAGUGUCCAACUUAUCUGACAUUAGUCAAAUUACAGGCACAGCGCCCGCAGGACCCAUCAAAGAGGAGGAGGUUGAUUAUUCCAGUCUGGAAUGGGGUGACAUGGAUCCAAACUAUCGGCGGGAACUCGAGAAACGUCCUGAAGUUAAGGCAGCUCUUCAACGAUUCAAGCGGCAAUCAAAGGCUGCACGGCUCACGCCGUCAGGAGAGUUUAUGGAGUUUCAUACAGCCGAAAUUCCCGCGCCCGACAACCCGCCUACUCUGGCUGAGGAUUUCAAGCAGAGGGAAAUGACCGGGGACACAUUGGACUCUGCAAUCAAAUUUUAUCAUGAGCGUCAUGUGCAGCCCAGUUUCAACAUGUUAGCGGAUGCCGUGACGGCUAUGUCCAAUCGGAAGGCGCCAUGCGUGCUACAAGCUUUGAAUUUACACCAGAUGCAGUUGAGUAACCUUGAGGGCGAAAUCUGCCAACGCACGGUUCUCUUGCAUAACAUCCCUCCGUUCGCGAAUUAUUCUUCCAUACAGGGAAACCUGCAGUUCCUGCGCGGGGUGGCUGGUCUGGAUUUUCACCAUGCAGUCCAAUCUUGCUCAACCCACAUUCUCUCCCCGAAUGCCGCGAUCCUGAGGGUUGUCUUUUUGCAAAUGCAGGGAAGCCGCGAGUUUGUCAUUGCUUUUCGGAAAGGCGCAAGGUACUGGCGAGACUACCAGGACCGGGGCAAUGAUCGAAAGAUACGAGUUGAGAAAGAUGUUCCUUUCUCAACUCGUUUGGAGAGGCAGCCGUAUUAUGCCUUGCUGGACAUGCUUUCGGACAUUUCUCCACCUCCUUAUGGCUCCACCUCCUUCCGUACAGAUUUGUCCUCCCUGCAGAUAAAAACCCCGGAGGAGUGUGACGAGGAUAUGGUCUUGGCGCAGGUUGUUUACCUUCCUUUCCGAGGGGAGUUUCGAUGCAUUCUGCUUGUCCAGCCCGAUCUUGUGACCUCGCUACAGUCAUCCUUUGGACGUCAUUUCAAUGAGCGCAUGAUGAGUACACUCAUACUCCUGCAGGCAAUUACUCACGCCAGCACACACACAACCACACUGGCUCGAUUCCAUCACACAUCAUCAUUCGACUACUCCAAUGUCGGCCCAGAGGAGGCCUUCCACAUGUUCCCGUAUUCUAUCGAGCACAAUGUUCUGGACCCCGCGCUGGCAGAUAAGUUGAGGACAGACCCCGGAUUUAUUCACAAGGGGUAUGGAGGGCUGGGUCAGGUCGUCAAUUCCGCGCAGUUUGCUCGCGGCACCAACCCUGCAGACUACGGGCCGGGUGUGGGAUCUCAUGGUGGAGACAAGCGCAAGGGUUACGCGAAGGGUAAAGGGAAGAGCGGCAAAGGAAGAGGCAGCUCCACUUUUCAUGAUCCGCAGAUGCGAGACAGGGAUGUGGACAUGGAAUUCCAGGGCUCUCGAGAUAACCGCAGACGAGCCAGCAAUCAUCGGGAGGAGUAUGAUGAGGACUUUGGCUCAGACGAGCGGUUUUACCGACAUCAAGAUCGGAGAGGUUUCCGAGAUGUUCGUGAUGCUCGCAGAGAUGUUCGUGAUGAUCGCCGCGACGUUCGGGAUCGCAGCCCCUCCCAGCACAGGCAGCCCAGACGUUAUCAAUACCAGCGUGAUUGGUGA
This is a messenger RNA of Symbiodinium natans, 2964 nucleotides long. The record is from the annotation of a GenBank genome assembly. NCBI's taxonomy places the organism in Eukaryota, Dinophyceae, Suessiales, Symbiodiniaceae.